Molecule: messenger RNA, 3323 nt
Organism: Eleginops maclovinus (Patagonian blennie)
Lineage: Eukaryota; Metazoa; Chordata; Actinopteri; Perciformes; Eleginopidae
Gene: rras
Product: RAS related
Exons: 6
Coding region: 321-914 (197 amino acids)
Biological process (GO): Ras protein signal transduction
Cellular component (GO): plasma membrane
Molecular function (GO): GDP binding; GTPase activity; GTP binding
Source: RefSeq, a predicted model, not a curated record
AAAAGAGGAAGCAGUCCCGCCCCCAGAAGAGAAGCUGGAGGUCGAGCAAAGAAGAAGAAGCAGCUCCCCGGAUCUGUUCAGCCCGAAACCUGAAACUAAAGCUCGGUUACUUUGGUCUCUGUAGUUCGGCGGAGCGGCGGUGGACUCCGGGACUUUCGUGGUUAGGACUGGUAGAGCAUGAGCUUCAUGUAGAGGAGUUCCCGUUUGUCUCUGAAGUCGUCCAUGCCGCUCUCCUCUGUUCACAUUCCGUGAAGAGGCGGAUCGACUUUACUUUGGAUUGUUGAGGCGUUUGAUCAGAAUAGAGCCGGAUCACAGGCAGGAUGAGUGCAGAAGAAGAACGAUUCAAACUGGUGGUGGUGGGGGGAGGAGGGGUGGGGAAGAGCGCCCUGACCAUCCAGUUCAUCCAGUCCUACUUUGUGUCCGACUACGACCCCACCAUCGAGGACUCCUACACCAAGAUCUGCACUGUUGGGGGGAAGGAGACCCGGCUGGACAUCCUGGAUACAGCUGGUCAGGAGGAGUUUGGAGCAAUGAGGGAGCAAUACAUGCGCUCAGGAGAAGGCUUUCUAUUGGUGUUUGCACUCAAUGACCGGGGCAGCUACCACGAGGUGCAGAAGUUCCACACGCAGAUCCUGAGGGUGAAGGACCGGGACGACUUCCCCAUGGUACUGGUGGGGAACAAGGCAGACCUGGAGCACCAGAGAGCGAUCUCCAGGGAGGAUGCUCAGGGAUUCGCCAGAGAGAAUAGGAUCCACUACAUGGAGGCUUCUGCCAAGAAUCGCCACAACGUGGAUGAAUGCUUCUUGGAGCUGGUACAAAUUAUCAGAAAGUUCCACGAGAUGGAGAGUCCUCCCCCCCAAGCUCAUCACACAGGAAAACAGAAUAGUGGGGGCUGUCCCUGUGUCUUGCUCUGAGCACUGUUACUAUGGACACCAAAGCCCCCCCCCCCCCCCCCUCUAAAGCUUGUCCAAAGGAGAGAGAGAGAGUGUGUGCGCAUGCCUGCAUGUUGGCAGAGAGGGGGGGGGUUAAGGUGCGUCCUUUUUUUACCAAAUGGUUUCAUUUGCACUUUUGUCAAAAGCAAGUUCUAAAUCAGUGUAAUCUUUUUGUAAUCAGUGGAAGUAAAGGGAUCAGUAGCCGGUUAGUAGUGUAGUUAGUUCGGUGUAGAAACAGGAAGUCAGUCCUGUGUUUACUUGUCACACAUGCAGACCGCACACACAGUGACACUGCAUUCAACCUCUCCUGUGUGAGGAGCUGGGCAGCUGCUGCAGAGGCCCAGGGGGGGGGGGGGUUCUGCCCCUACAUACUGAGCAACUGCUGCUCCCUCCAAAAUUCACACAUUUACAUGUUGUAGAAAUCAGUGUUAGACAGGAGGGAGUGCAGCGGUGACAUCAUCAUCACAUCCUCACAAACAGUUGUUCCGAAUCUGUGUCUUCAGUGUUAAAAAAAAUGGACAUGUCAAUGUAAUAUUUCAUGAAAUUAAAUGAAUGCUCACCCAAGGCCAGGCUUUAAACUCCAUGAGCUGUCUGACCCCAAGCCUUCCUACAGGGGGUGCCAGAGCCCCUCCACAGAAUUGAAAGAGGAAGGAAGUGUAGCAGCAACUCCUGUAGCUCUGUUCCCAGCUGCUGGGUUUGUCCUUUAUCGGCUUUCUGCCUUCAUUCUUCCCCAUGGUGUUGCUAUAACAAGACAGAGUAGUGAAAACAUCCAGCCUGCAGAGUAACCGGGUGGAGAACAGUGUAAUUUGUGGUAGCAUGAACUUGUUCCUGGUGCAGUAUCAGUAUCAACAUUAGACUGGGGGCUGCUGGGACAGCAGUCAAGGGAAGGAUAUGUGCAAGCUGGUCCUUAGUGACAGAUCUUGAUCACUCUGUCAGGUUCCUUUCGCUAUAUUACUAAGUUAAUCAAUGAUUUGACGCAACAUAUUGAAUGUUGAUCCUUUUUUUUUACAUAUAUAAAAAAAUAGCAUUUUGCAAGAGAAAAUAGUCCAUUCCACUGCAUAGCAACAGCUGGGAGUGCUGUGGCCGCAGCUUAACUGAAAAUGACGGCAGCACUGAUACAGGUCUGACACAGGUACACAGGUACUGACACAGUUUCUGUUCCUCUCACCAGUCCUUAAACUCUGCAGAGCCUACACCUAGUUCCUCCGCUCUUUUUCUGUCUCCUGCUGAUUUCUCUGUCUUUCAGUUUCUUCUUUCUCUUCUGUGUUUUUUUUUUCUCUCACUGGGGACGGUUUGCCUUCAAGAAUCCAAAGUUUUGUGCUAUUUGCAAAAAUAACAAUUACCUUUGUUUUAAGUAUUCCACGGUGUCUCUGAUGAAGUAUUGUAAAUGAAUGUGUUUAUUUUUACUCCCGCUGAUGUUGGAUUGAUCUAAAUUCUGUCUGCGUAUUGAUAUGACUGCACACAGUCCCUUGAUAAGACCGUCCAUAGCUAUCAUCUACAAAGAGCAGGCUGCUGAAUGUCCAAAUUGACCAACCAGAUUUGAGUAUUUCAUUAAGCUGCAAAAACGAUAUAAAAUAAUAAUCCUAUUUCCACUGUGUCUAGAGCCCUCAACUGCGUCUCAUGGUCCUCACGUGAUCUCAGUGUCCUUUGUAGGCAGGUGUUAUCAUGUCAGCGCAGAUUCUUACCUAGCCUAUAUGAUAACAACUAAGCCAUCUCCAUGACAACUGAGCAAGCAUUAUUCACCAAUGCAGACAAUGUUGUGAGGCUGAAUGUUCUGGAAAAGCUAAUAAUAGACUUAAACUGGCAGUGGAACAACUGCUCCCUCAACAGGCAUCAGAACCAGGUCCAGGUGUGUGUCGGGGGUUCCCAGCCCAUUUGAUUGGCAGUCUCCUCAGACAUGAGAAAUCUUUCUUCCCACCCCCAACUGUGCAGUUGCCCCAUCCCACCACUGGUGGUCACUAUUUCAGCCACAGGGAUGAGCAGCCCCCCCAUUUUAAUACAGUAUAUUAAUAGUGUUGGAGUGCACAUCAGGCCAGAGGGUAGGGACUGUGGUGGGCAAGAGUCUAGCCUCAGAUAUUGCUCAGAUUUGUAUUAUUUUAUUUGUCCAAUUCACACCUUUAAGGACCGUACUGCUCUUUAUUAGCAAGAAAAUAUAAACACCAUGAUGCACACCAAGAAAAAGACUUUUUCACUUAAAAAAGAAAGGAAUCUCCCACAAUACAGCCACAUGUCUGCGCUCAUGCGUGUCAUUUGUAAUGCUUUGGGCAGUUUUGUGUUUGACUUAUUUUCAUAUUACUAUCUAUCGUACAACCUGCAAUCCAAACCACUUUGUUAGAUGUAUUGAAAAGAAAGUCAAAUGUAUUUUAUACAUCAUUAAAACAUUAAUCCUGA